This is a messenger RNA of Austrofundulus limnaeus, 3554 nucleotides long. It is a transcript of the gene aopep, whose product is annotated as aminopeptidase O (putative). The transcript is spliced from 18 exons. Lineage: Eukaryota; Metazoa; Chordata; Actinopteri; Cyprinodontiformes; Rivulidae. The record is from RefSeq and is a predicted model, not a curated record. Gene Ontology annotation, cellular component: nucleolus. Bases 123 to 2723 code for a protein of 866 amino acids. Gene Ontology annotation, molecular function: zinc ion binding; metalloaminopeptidase activity.
GUUGGACUUCGAGCGGUCGGUCUCUGCUUCUGUGUUGACAGGCUUCUCUCAAAACAAGCGCGUGUUAAGUGAUGCUCGGCGCUCAGCCGUCCUGCGCUCAGCCUUAAUUUCAUCAUUGUGACAUGGAACCAGAUGGGGACCUAAAUCCAGACACGGAUGACCUUCCGCUCCGAGCUAACACUAACCACAUUCUUGUCAGACAUUAUGUGCUGGACCUGACAGUUCAUUUUGACAAGAAGGUCAUUAGUGGAAGUAUCGUUCUGUUUUUGGAGCCUUGCUCUGCGGGGGGCACGGAGGCCGAGGAUGACGCCGAGCCCGGAGCCGGUGAUCCUGGGACUAAAUGUCAUGACUUUGGUGCGAUGGAGGAAGCGUCAGCAGAUCUCAGAGACCCUGAAACGAGAAUAGAGGAGAUGUUUGAGUGUGAAUCUCAGACUGGAGGUGACAGCGGUCGGUCUUCACGGUGGUGGCAAAGCACCAGUGUUGGUGAUUUCACUUUAGUACUGGACUGCUGUGACCUGGAUGUGUCAAAGGUGGAAGAGGUGGACAUCUCUUCUGUGUCGGACCAAACGCCAAACGUUGCGUCUGAAAGUCCAGAAUCACCGGCAMCCUUCGUUCAGAACCUUUUCCCUGCAUCCUCUGCACAGUGGAGACAGAAGCAUCACGUCUUCACGCUGUGCAGCCGUGCGCCCGGUGCUACGGGUGGCGGCUCGCUCCAGUUUUAUAGAGACCGCUGGAGUUUGCAGGUGAGGAAGACGGGGGUCAAGACCCCUCAGAAGUUCCCUCGUGUCAUCAGAAUCUCCUACAACACCAGACCUUCCGGAGGCUCUGUGAGGUGGACCAAGGACCAGGACGGCAGGGUGUGUGUUUACACUGCCGGUUCUCCCAUCAACAACCGAGCCCUCUUCCCCUGCCAGGAGCCGCCUGUUGCCAUGUCAACGUGGCAGGCAACAGUACGGGCCCCCAGUGAGUGCGUGGUUCUGAUGAGCGGAGAGGAUCAGGCUGUUCCCGCCGAGGACGGGGACACACAUUUCCUAAUGUGGAGUUUUUAUGUUACAAUGCCCAUGCCUGCGUCCACCUUUGCUUUAGCGGUGGGCUACUGGAGCCAGGUCACAGCAGAAACCCCUCCAGUGCUGGAGAAAGAGGGUGAAGACAGGGCAGACUCUGGCACAUGCACUUCUGGUGAACUGACCGAGUCAGGACUCGGAGGCUCCUCUGGUGAAGUCCUAAAGGGCACCCAGCUUCAGACUGGCAGAGGAGACCAGAACACCAGCGUCGACUCUGCAUUUUGUCACUCUUCCCUCGAGGAUGAGAACCUCUCUGGAGCUGAUUAUUUAAGCAUGGCAGAUGACGGCAUCUCUUGUUCCCAUGGCGACUACCCGUGUCGGUUUGCUGAGCGGUCGGCUCGGUCCCAGCGGGUGAUUCCACACCGUGUGUUUAGCCCCGUCUGCCUGCUCCAGAAGGCCCAGGCGGGAGUCCUCAAGCUGUUGCCCCGAUGUUUGGCUGCAGCCCAUGAUGUCCUCGGGGUUCACCCCUUUCCCCGUCUUGAUGUUCUCAUCGUCCCAGCGGGGUUCUCCAGCCUGGGCAUGGCCAGCCCCCAUAUCAUUUUCCUGUCCCAGAGUGUGUUGUGUCCUGGAAGUACUGGUUUUGGAGUGGGAAGCCUGUCUCUGUGUGGGUCCAGGAUUUGCCAUGAGAUUGCCCACUCUUGGUUCGGCCUGGUGAUUGGAGCCAGAGACUGGACAGAGGAAUGGAUCAGCGAAGGCUUUGCUACCUGCCUGGAGGACAUUAUAUGGGCUCAAGCACAACAACUCUCUUUUGAGGAGAGAACGGAACAAUUUGACCUGAAGGCACUGCUGAGGUGGAGGCGACUUUCUGAUGAGCUGCAGAACUCAAAAGAGGAGCUUCAGGUUCUCAGACCGAACACGGACAAGACKGGUCAGGUCAGUGACUCGGGCUCCUGUAACGUGAAACACGCCCUUAACCCCGACAAAACCUUCAUGCAAGUCCACUACCUCAAGGGCUACUUCCUCCUCAGAUUCUUGGCCAGUCAAGUGGGAGAGCAGCAGCUAAUUGACUUUUUGAGGCUAUUUGUAAAGAAAUACCACGGGCAGCUUGUUUUGUCUCAGGAUUUCCUGCAAAUGUUCCUGGUUAUCUUUUCCCACAUGGAGAGAAAAAGCCUCACCCUCGAGGGUAUUUACACUGACUGGCUUGAUCGACCGGGAAUUCCAAAGUGGCUGCAUGAAAGGAGCGCCGUGUGGUCACAGGCAGGGCUGGCGGAGGAAGUCAAAGCCGAGGUUGUAAAAUGGAUUCUCUUCAGUCGGAGUCACCAGGGGAAGGGCAGAAAGCGGAAGAGACCAGAGCCCAAGGUGAACUACAAAGAGCUGACGUCAGACCAGCUGGUGAUGCUUUUGGAACUUUUGCUGGAAGAAUCGGAGCUAAGUGUGGCAUUAUUGCGUGCUCUGCAAAGAACCUACAGCUUACAGAGACAAGACGCUGAGGUCCGACAUCGCUGGUGUGAGCUGGUGAUAAAGCACGCCUACUCUCAGGCUUAUGGAGCCGUCGAACACUUUCUGGUUAAUGACCAGGCUAUGGGUGUGUAUCUUUAUGGGGAGUUGAUGGUUCAGGAAGACCCCGAGCAGCAGGCUCUAGCUCGUCGCUGCCUCUCAUUGGUCCAGGAGGAAAUGGACCAAUCAGCACGCAGAGUGGUGGAGGAGAUGAUCCUGUGACACUGGAGAUUGUGGACAGGAGUUCGGCACAAAGGCCACCCGAGGGUCCAUCGCUCCAACUCGUCUUUUUUUCUUCGGGGCUCUGCAGACACAGCAGAAGGCUGCGUUCGUCCUCCACAGCCAACUGGAAAGGUUGAGUGCAGUCGAACCAGUAACUACAAGCUGCUCACAAAGACAGCGUUUGUCGAAGGCGUUGUUGUUUGGCAGAAAAGUCCAUCAUUUKACCCAGUUUUUGAUCCGUAAUGGAAAAAAGAGGAUUUCAUAGAUGGAACUUCAGCACCUCGGGUCAUGUUUGUGAAUCUGAGCUGCUGUGUUUAACUUAAUGCUGUUUGUGUCGGUGUGUUUAAGGCUGACUUCAUGUCUGUUCAGUCCAAAAUCAUCAUCUGCUUCACAGGUGUUUAGACUUCAAAUUCUUCCAAGUACAUACAUAUUUUUUAUACAUUUUUAAACUACAAAUGACAACUCUGGUCUGCAGAAAACAGACAACUCUCAGGGUAUUUUUGUGUAAAUUUAGGUUUUUUAUAAAUGUGCAAAAAAAAAAGGAUUAUUUUAAUGUAUCAUUAAAUGUAUUUGUAUGAAAUGCUUGACUUUUCUUUUAGUAACUGGAAUCAAACUGAGUCUCAUUUCUUCUCUAUUAUGCUACUUUCAUGCAUUUUAACAUAAUAUUAUAGAGAUGUGAAGUCAUGAAAAUAAACUGUAAAACAAUAGUGGAAGCUCUGUUUCACUUCUCCAGUGAAGAAAACUAAAACUGUGAUUUUUGUACCAAAUACACAUUGGGAGGAGAUUAUUUCUUAAAUGUAAAUUUUGAAAUAAAUAGUGAAUGAAAAGUGA